AACGUCGGCGUUUGACGCUCAGGAAGUGGACUCAACCACCAAAGAUUCCCGCAGAUUCGAUAUCGAUUGUCCCAAUGUUUCAAACGUGUUCACCCUGACCCUAAACAUGUGUUAAAAUACUUUUUAUGGGAUAUCCGAGACGAUAAUGCUGGAUGGUCGCACUGAUGAAAUUCACCAGGGACAUAUGCAGGCUGUUGGGACUUGGCAGCGGCCCUCCUGUCCAGCAGCAGGAGGAGCAGAUGGACUGUGGCGCUGCAACCCCUGAUCCAAGUGAUGCCACUUUGUCACAGGAUGCAUUAAAUGGAGAAGAGGAUCUGAGUGAGGAGGAGAAGGUCAGGCGGAGGGCAGAGCGACGCAAAGCCAAGAGGAAGCGCCGUCGAAAACGUAAGAAGCAGGAGCAGGUCAAGCAAAAUGAGAAUGCUGAACGGGAUGAUGAAGACGAGGACGGCGGUGCCGAGUCUGAACUGGAUGAGAGUGAGUCAGAGGCAGAAGUUGGUGCUGAGGAGGAGAAACAAGGAGUACAAAAGGAGGAGAAAAAAGAGGCAAAGUCAGCUGCCUCACAGGUCUCCACUCCAGUCAUGACUUCUUCGGGAAUCAAAGGACAACAGAAGAGCCACACCAGAUCUGCUGAGGAGGAGCCAGAGUGGGACGUGAGCAGUGCCUUCUUUGCUAAUGCUGCUAGCCAUAUCAAACCCAAAGGAUCGGGUCGCAAGUCCAAAGAAAACAAGGAGAACGAGGCCAGGAGAGAGACAAAUGGAACUGACACCAUGACCAAGAAAAGUGCGUCACUGACAGAAAAAGGCAUAAAGCUGGUGCAAGAGGGGCAGUACGCACAAGCUGUCAGCAUGUUUACAGAAGCCAUCAGAUGUGAUCCAAAGGAUUAUAGGUUCUUUGGGAAUCGUUCGUAUUGCUAUUACUGUUUGGAGCAGUACCCUCAGGCCCUGGCCGAUGCUGAACGCUCCAUUCAGAUGGCCCCAGACUGGCCCAAAGGACACUUCCGCAAGGGCAGUGCUCUCAUGGGCAUGAAGCGGUACAGUGAGGCGGAGAAGGCCAUGGAGCAGGUGCUGAAACUCGACAAAGACUGUGAGGAGGCCGUCAAUGACCUUUUUAAUUGCAAAGUGCUGCAGUUAAUGGAGCUUGGUGUUGAAGAAGUGCAAAGUGUCCUACUGCUGGAGAAAUUUACAACUGUACAGGCUGUUCUGGCAUCUUGUUCUGAUGCUGCCAGGGCUGGCAGCCAAGACUCAUCCGUUGUGCAGCCAGGAAGCCCUUGCCCAUCUCUGUGGGUGGGAAAUGUGACCACUGAGCUAACUGAGAAACACCUAUGGGACCUUUUUAAAAUGUAUGGUGAGAUCGAGAGUAUCCGUGUUCUGCAUGAGAGAUUCUGUGCCUUUGUCAACUUCAAGAAUGCAAACAUGGCAGCCCGUGCCAUGGAGAAACUAAAUGGUUAUUGUAUUGAGAACACACGUUUAGUGGUGCGCUAUCCUGACCGUCGCACUCAGAGGGUCCUUCCCAUUCCACUUAAGACCUGUCUCCCUGUCACGCAGCAGGCAGGCGCAGCUGCUGGACCUCGACGACGUGGCCCAGUGAACGGAGACGAGUGUUACUUCUGGAGAACCACCGGCUGCCAUUUUGGGGACAAAUGUCGCUACAAACACAUUCCUGAUCAGAAAGGCAAGGACAGGAAGCCCUGGCAGCCUUGAACUCAGUUUACUCUCUGCCUCAGUAGUGUGCGGGAAACCGUGAUGCACAGACUGAGCCACAGGAGCUGGUACUUACUGGACCAGGUUCUCUGGGCUUAAAAUAUUCACUGUAGCAGAAUGGACCAGUAUAGUCAAAGGAUCAGAGCCAGCGCUCAAAGGCUCGAAGGCAGGGAUGGUCACACAUGUGUCACAAAGGACUGGGAGUGUGACGGUUGUUAUUUCAACUAAAGACUGUACUCAAUGAUAUUGCUCGAUGGUACAAUGUUAACCAGACAGGAGCAACAGAAUGACCUGGUGUAGCCUUUGUUUCUAAUGAAAACCUUCACAUUCGCAGCCCGUCGUGGCACAUGGUGACCUAUUCCAGCUCUAAGGGAUACAGUACAACCUAACCUCACAGGCAUACAACAUAAGGAGGAAGUGAAACUGCUUUGGCCCACAAUGGAAAAAAGUAAUGGCUCUGUCAUGCCCAGCAGUAAUGAAAGGACUCUGGAUUUUUCAGGCCAAGGUUCUUCGGUGAUGAACCUGGGGACCUUCCUUCUUUAGAAACAUCACAAAUCAAAUGUUCCUCCCUAUUUUUAAAGUACAAGUACUCAGCAAACACUUUAAAGAAAUGCUUCACUCCCAAAAUGACCGUUGGUGUAUCAGCUGCUCAUGGCAUGUUACCUUGAACUCGAGAAGAAGACUUUGCUUUACUCGCAUGCGUCCACAGUAUUUGAAGACCACAUGGGGACCGCGUCUAACGAAACACAACACAUCUGUCAUCUCUGUAUCAAAACAUCUGUUUAUGAACUCUUACAUAACUAGUGCAGCAUAAUCCAAUUCUCAUUUAUCCAGUUGUCUGCUCAGUACUUACCAAACAGAGGGCACUUUCCGAUGGGGAACUGAGCUCAAAGUGAAACUCUAUCUAUGCUCUCAUCAAAGCCAGACUCCACUGACAAAAACAGUGAUUUUGAGCAUAUACACAAAUGAGCAUACGACUGGAUAAAUGAGACUUGGAUUAUACUGCAUAAGUCUUGUGACAGCAUGUGAACUGAUAUUUUGAUACAGUUUGCUGUUGUUAAACGUGGUCCCUGAUGAUUUUCCAUUCAUCGUGGAAGGAUGGAGGAAAAGUUAUCUUAAUAUUCAAGGUAACACACAGUGAGUAAUCGCUAUACAAAUGGUCAUUUUGCGGGUGAAGUAUUCUCUUAACUUGCAGUUUGUGAACCUGAUUUUUUUUAAUCCAUAGCCCACAGCUGUUGACAUCAGUCUGCGGUUUAGUCUGGGGCUCCGUUUCCCUCUCUUUGUUCCUUUUCCAGUAUCAGCGCAUUGUCCACGAAACCAAAGACUUGCCAACAGAUACACUUGACAUUUCAGUACCUCCCCUAUGCAGAAGAGGUUUCUUUUAGCCAAUAAGCUACAGAGACCCAGAGAGGUGCCUUUAUACUGUGCUAUGUAACCUUAGUUACGAUCAUCAUCAAUGGGUAAAUACAAAUAAGAACCCCCAAAUUUGGCUCGAGGGAUUUCAGAUUGUAUCUGUUAAUGCCUGGAUUAGGUGUAUUUCACGCUAUCUGAUGGCUGCCCUGUUGUUAAAAGAGUAAAUACACACAUUGCAUUCAGUUGUCAUGACAAGUUAUGGUAGGGCGUGGAAGAAUUAAUAGAAACACCUGACAGUUUUAUGCAAUCCAGAAGAAUAAAUACCUUUAUGAAGGCUGUAGUGUUCAUUUUUUAGUGAUACUGUAUCAGAGAGGUAUUAUUUCAACUCAACUGUAGGCCAUAGUUUUUGGUUUUGUUUAAUUGGAUUGCAUGAAAUGUCAGGUGUGAAGUUUUUCAUUCUCCAGACUUGCUUUUUUGGGGACUACAGGAGAGCUAGUUGAGCCUCUGGUCUGUGCCCAGUGCAAAUGAAUAACCCUUAGACGUUUUUAUCUCAGCAUUAGAUACACCUUUGCAUAGUACACAUCACAGUGCUUUAUGUCUAUGCAAAAGAAAAGUGCCGACUUGAUUGUUAGCUCUGUGUCCAACACACACGCACACGCACACACACCCAGCACUUCUGGCAGAAGUAGCAUAGGUCGUUAAUGUGUGUGCCAUGGUGAUGUCAUUGAUAAACACUUAGAUUGUACAGGACAGUGCCUUACAAAACAUCAUGUUCAGUCAUGUGCACACAUUCAUGGCCACAUGUGAAACAUAAUCCACUCACAGAGAUUUUAAAUCUUUAAAAGCAGUGUUUUUGACCUUAGGGCGUCCAUUUCAGUAUUUCAGCGAACCAAAGACUGCUUCAUCUGACGGCUCUGCACUGAACACAGCCUUGUUCUUUCAUGACUUUCAACACUAGACAGCAUUUAAAACCCAUUAGCAUGUUUCUGUAUUAUCCACUAGAUAACAAUUACAGCUACCACACCUGGUUUAAGUCCACACUACAUUCACUAGUAAACUACGCACAGCAUUGUGAGAGUAUUUAUUUUCCUAUUUAUACUGAUUUUUUUCUAUUUCUCUUUUUUACAACAGAACUUGAGAGCUGAUUACAGCUUCCCAUUUACUGGUCUUGUAGUAUUUCUCUAAGUUCCCUCUUCUGUUUCUUUCUGGCUUUAAGAGGCAAGCAUUAUAAAGAACCUUUGGGUGCAAACACGGUCACAUGCUGCACUUCUGCUUUUCUCGUAUUUACUUUCUGUCUUGUGGCUAAAACUUGUGAAAAAGGAAUUGGACACCAAACCGUAAGAUGACUGCACAUGUUGAUUAAACAAACUUGGUCGUUUCUUCUGUGACUGGUGCUGUUAAUUAUGGUUGCACAGUGCAUUUAGUUUUGCAGACUAAUAAAAUGCUUUGGAUGAUACCAUGGCAUACUUUGAUGUCAUCUUGUGGAUAUUUCAAACUUGGACAAAAGAUUUCCCUGGUUUUAAUUUUUGCUAUUUGGUAUGUUUUUAGUAUUUUUUUUUAAUUUUUUUUUUUUUACUUUGUUUCAAACUAUUUCAGGAAAAUGCAUUUUUAAUUAUGAUGUACACUUUGAUAACCAGAGCACUGCAAUCCUGUUAAUCUUCCAAAUAUUUUGUAUUAUCGUUACUGCACUGCAAAAAAGAGUCUUUUAUAUUUAAUAAAUGUAUUUGAACCACCUA
Messenger RNA from Epinephelus fuscoguttatus (brown-marbled grouper), 4789 nucleotides. RefSeq lists its product as uncharacterized. Gene Ontology annotation, molecular function: protein binding; metal ion binding; RNA binding. Bases 153 to 1700 code for a protein of 515 amino acids. NCBI's taxonomy places the organism in Eukaryota, Metazoa, Chordata, Actinopteri, Perciformes, Serranidae. The record is from RefSeq and is a predicted model, not a curated record. The transcript is spliced from 16 exons.